Bicyclus anynana (squinting bush brown) is the source of this 7223-nucleotide messenger RNA. RefSeq names its product lysM and putative peptidoglycan-binding domain-containing protein 2 (gene red). Lineage: Eukaryota; Metazoa; Arthropoda; Insecta; Lepidoptera; Nymphalidae. The transcript has 4 exons. The record is from RefSeq and is a predicted model, not a curated record. The coding region runs from base 27 to 692 and encodes 221 amino acids.
UUGUGUCAUUUUGUGUUACGUCAAAUAUGGAGGAGGAUCGUCUUUUCGACGAGAGAAUUUCAAUUCGAGAAUCUGCCCGUCCUCUGAAGAAAUACGGGAGCACAUGCAAUCACAUGAAAAGGAACGAGGAAUACAUCAAACAUGUGAUGACGAAGGGUGACACGUUACAAGGAAUUGCAUUAAAAUAUGGUGUCACAAUGGAGAAAAUUAGGCGGGCGAACCGUCUGUUCGCGUCGGAUAGUUUGUUUUUGCGGGAGUAUUUGUUGAUUCCUGUAACCAAGGAGUCUCCUUUUUAUGAGAAUGGAGAGAGGGUGACGGAGCCUGCGCCGCCAAGCCACCGCGCGUCCAUAGCUGGCAUGCCUACGAGGGACUUCUCACCAGGAAGUCCUGACGAGAAAGAGUCAUUCGACAACUUUCUCAACAGAUUGGACUCCUCUAUUGCUAACAUCAAGAAACAUGUGGAAAAGUCCAAGGAGAACAGUGAGUUCGUCAAAGACUUGGAGGACAGUUUCGUCCGACACCGGCCGACGGCGCGCCUGCGACAGUCGCAGUCCAUGGGCGCGUCCACGUCGUACAACGAGGUGAUACCGCCGCCGCUGCCGCCGCCGCCCGCCGCGCUCACGCAGGGCCGCAGGGUGGACAGCUCACUCAGACGCCUGGAGAGGGCCCACGACGACCUGUUCCAGUUGUAGCGGUCGAGACAGCGCAGAUAUGCGCGAUUCGAAUGAGCGGGAAGCUUCGGCGCUGUGACGUCACAGCGCACGAACGAUCACCGCGAGGCGCCGCACUACAGCGACGCUGCACGACACGAUCUAUGAACUGAUAGUACACGCUUGGUGUUGACACUUUACGGGAAGUGAUAUUAGAUAGUAAAUUACUGUGAAACUUUUGAUCUAUUAUGAUUGGGCCGAGUUUUUACUAACAGAAGCAAAUUAUUUAAAAUAGAAGCAAUAAAUCAAAUCAAUUUGAUAAAACCGGUUUAAAAAUUAAGUACAUAUUCAGUACAGUUUUAAUUCAUUAACAUUGCAGACCAAAGAAAUUGAUGGACAAAUAAAGUCUUUACUGUACUACUUACUGUCAUAUGCAAACACUGGUACUAAAGGCAAUCCGAACGAUAACCUCACUGAGGCGCUUCACUACAGCGACGCUGCACGACACGAUCUAUGAACUGAUAGUACACGCUUGGUGUUGACACUUUACGGCAAGUGAUAUUAGAUAGUAAAUUACUGUGAAACUUUUGAUCUAUCGUGAUGUUUGGGCCGAGUUUUUACUAACAGAAGCUGUAUGUUUAAUUAUUUUUUAAAAAUUAAGUGCACAUUCAGAACAGUUUUAAUUCAUUAACAUUGCAGACCAAAGAAAUUGAUGGACAAAUAAAGUCUUUACUGUACUACUUACUGUCAGAUACAAACACUGGUACUAAAGGCAAUCCGAACGAUAACCUCACUGAGGCGCCGCACUACACGAUCUAUGAACUUUACGGCAAGUACGGUGUUAACACUUUACGGCAAGUGAUGUUAGAUAGUAAAUUACUGUGAAACUUUUGAUCUAUUGUGAUUAUUAUUUCUUUAAUUGGACCGAGUUUUUACUAACAGAAGCCGUACGCUUAAUGAUUUGAGAUAAACGCAAUAAAUCAGACCAGAUUUAAUAAACGAUUAACUACAUAUUUAGAAAUAAUUAAAUUGACUUUCGGGCAGACUGCCGCCAAAAAUUUUUGUGGGUUUUAUUUUAAAUCUGCACACUUUCGCAGAAUCGCGUGACAAGCUAAGAAACUCGCAGCGACUAGAUGCCGUCUCUAUUAUUUACUUUUACUAAUAUUACUAAAAAAAUAUGGCUCUUUGUCGAAGACAGAAGCAGCUUAAAUGACUUUAGGAAGCAUUAACAGUGCCUCUGCUGUAGUAAAUGUACAUGGACGGUUGUGAUCACUUUACAUCAGGUGACCUGCGUGUUCGAUUGUAUUAUAGCGAAAAACUCCGUGUGUGAUGCCGCGGGAAUCAGUGGCUGAUCUGAGGUUCGACGGAUCGCGGAAGGCUUUUGUUCUCGCGUACAAUGACCCGCGUGGUUUUAGUAAUUAAAAUGGACAUUUGUUCUUGUUUCGGAGGAGUUUAGCCUUAUGAAACUAUCGCCCAGUUUGCUUGGCCCCAUAAUACAAAACCAGCUUCGAAGUUAUCUGUUAGUACAUGCACGGUAUUAAAUUCAUGUUAUCUAUGGAACUUGGUCUUUUGAUCAGGCUUGUGGUACUUGACCAAUUUUUUUUCGAACUGACGAAAAGAACAGCAACAGUGUUACAAUAUUUUAUGUAAAAUACCUGCAUAUUCCUUAUUGCUUGGUCAAUUGAACAUAGUUUGGAAUUUGUCCUGAACUGAGAAUCCUUUGAAGUUUCUCUUCUAUUCAAUAGAUACCGCAUACUUCAUAUAUAAAGGUUUACACUCUAUUUAAGGAUAGGUAGAUGAAUUAAUUAAAAUUAUAAUAAUUUUGUAAAAUAUUGUUUCUUUAUAAUUUUUCCAAAACAAUAUUUGGAAUUUUUGAACUAUACCUUUCUUGAUGAGUACUGUUUACUAACAAAGAAAUGAAGGUAGAAAACGCAUAGUUAAAUGAAUCUAGACCUAAACAUGACAGAUAAUUUAGUCCAGUUACUAAAAUGUUAGUUUUUGGCUGUGGUAGGGUAGUUUGUUCAACUUUGGGACAUUCCAAAAAUUGCUUUAUUACAAAAAAUGCUGUAAAUGUUGUUGUUGUUAGAGAUUUGGUGAUGCUAAAUUAGCUGUACUUGAAUGGUUGAUAGAAAAUAUUCCAAAAUAAAUUAUGUAAUUAGAAAUAAAACAUAUUAUAUGUUAUGGUUGGUGAACUACCCUACCUUUUUUCAAACUUUGUAAUAAACCUUAUUACAUCACCUAUUUUAAAUUUGUUUUAAUAUUUUUUAGAAUUUCUAUUAAGCAAAUAUUGUUAGAAUUAUAUAAAAAUGCUUAUGCACCAUUUAAUUAUUGAGUGCAAGUACCUAAUGUCAAGAGUGAAGACACUGUUAAAAAUUAUCCAAUCCAAGAACGUUUUGGUAAUAUAGGCUAUGCGAAUCUUGUGUGCAUACUGUUAUAGUACUCUGAUACCAGUAUAUCGUCGGUCUUUACAGGAGAGACAACAAACAUCUUUUAGGUAUCAAUAAAAGUCGUUUUAUGCGACCAAAAGCGUUUUUAAUGUACGUACUACAAGAAAUUUACGGGCUACCGCCGGAAAAGCUGUUUGAAGCUUUCUGCAUCAAAAUCAAUUAUCACCAAAAAUUGUUAGUUAUGAGGUGUCACAUCUAGACCGACUAUAUUCGUGUGAACCUGUGAUGCUAGCCACACACGGUCCAAUAUAACCACAUACAUGCAGCGCUGCCGGCAUGACGACCGGUAAAACUCAUUGUGUAUGGUUGAAGUAAUAAUGCUUCAAAUGCACAUCGCGGUCAACACACGAUGAGUUUUACCGGAUGUUUUUUUUCAUUUUUUAAUAUUUUCAUGAAAAUCGGUUUAGUAAUCAAAAUAACUGAAAUACGUCUUUUUUGUGUUAAGUUACAUCAAUCUGUGAUCUACUACUAUCAAGUGACCAGUCGACUAUAAAUUGAAUUUUUCAUAGUAGAGAAUGUUUGAGGUUUAAGGUUGAUCAGAAUCAGAAUCAGAAUCCUUUAUUUGCAAGAAACAUUAAAUUUAGUUAUAAAAAGAUGUUCUUAUGUAUUAGGUAACAAUGUUUAACCAUUAAUAGGCAUACAAAUGUUUAAUUAAUAAAAAUAAAAUUAUAUAUGUUAAAAUGAUCUGUUGUGAUUUUGAUUUCUUUCAUAGUAACUAUAGAAGCCUUUAUAAAGAAAGCAGAAAUAGGUUUUAUAAGCUUAGUUGUUUUAGUUGUAAAGACUUUAUCAACAAAACGUGUUAUGGUUAAAUGCAAAGUGUGGUGUAUGUUGUUUUUUAUAUGAUUUAUUAUAUAAAUAAGAUUGGCUUGUUUUAAACCAAAUUAUAUAUAAGCUUGGCUGUUUUUUGUAUUUUAUAAAUAGUUGUACAAUAAUUAAUAUAAUCUAAUUUACUUGUGCCGAUCGACUGUCUUCAAAUAAAAGCAGUUAGCUAUCAAAUGUGAGUCAGAAAUAUACUUCUCAUCAAAAAAAAACGAAACAUGCCGCUUGAACAGUACCUACUUGCGGACUGUUUCGAUUUUUUUGAUGAGAAGUAUAUAUUUCAGUAUUGACCUUUUUGCAAUUGAAUGUUCUGUAACUUCCUAAUUAUGGACCAUUUUCUGAGUGUUUUCGAGGUGUAAACUAAAAAACUGAAAGAUUCUACUAAAAGUCUGGGUGAUGUUGUUUCACGAUUUUUUUCUUAGGUAAUUGAAAAAAAAAAGUAUUUAUUCCUAAAACUAUUGUUAUAUGAUAAAAAUGCGACUUUUUUAAAGACCAUUAUCAACAGUGGCGUGCACUUCAUAUAUGCAUUAAAGUACUGCAUACCCUAAGAGAUGUUUCCUUAAUCCUUAGUAAAUGCAGAUUUUCCCAGUUUGGUUAAUUUUUUCUUACUAGUGCGUACCCUGAUCGACAACCUUACGCACGCCAUUUAUCAAAUACGAUACAACAUUGCUAAGUCAGUCGAUCGGCAUCUUUAAAUUAGAUCCUGUAUACAUAAUUGUAAUCUAUGUACAGAAUGUAUAUUGUAUAACUGAUGUGUAUAAAUAUGACCUAGUUAGCGUACUGAGGUGUCUUCUCCGGUCGUCCAUAUGUUUAUACAAAAUGUAUAUUAAAAUGUAGAUAGAAAUCUUUUUGGUACCCUUGUUACUUGUGACUCGCUGUUGUUCGAUGUGUUAUACAGUGUGUUUUAUUUUAUACUGAACGGUCAGUGGCGAGCACUUUUAUACAGGGUGCUGGGGAGUAUUUCCCAUAACUUUGAGGUUAUAUUCUUUACUAAUAAUUAAUUAAAAAUGUUCAAUGAACUACAUGUUCAUUGAACAUUUUUAAUUAAUUUAAAAUUCUAAAAUUAAUAUUUUCGGAGUAAUUUCUUUUGUAAAUAGAUCCUAAAAUGUGUCCCUGAUACGCAUCCUUAUAAUUAUGACGUAGCCAAACUUUAAAAUUUUAAAAUACAAGGAUAUAUAAAGGCGCGUGUUACAUGGAUAGUCGGAAUUAUUUGAAUUAUUUUGUAUGAAAACAUGAAAAGUUUUUAUUUUUUAGUUAGAAAAAUAUUAGUUAAGCACUUCGGCUCUUAUGAGUGGACUCGUCAACACCUUGAAGUUAUGGGAAAUACUCCCGAGCACCCUGUAUACAAAAACACAAAGCACCCGUUACCUAUGUUGGUGAAGAAUUUAUCAAUUUCGAUGAUCUGAACCUACCUUACCCUAGUUAGAAAUGCUUGUGUACACCACAUGUAAUUUCAUUUCCCAGUUAAAAUAUUUUAACACCUAUAGAAUAUAGCUUUAAUGUGAUUUCUUUGAAAGUUAUUUUAAUAACUUCAACGAAUUUAAAUAGAUAAUCGUCAAGAAAUUGGUUAUCUUGAAAACUUAAUGCCUUAGAAUAAUAUGUCUGAUCUAAUACAAAAAUAAAACACACUGUAUAUUAUUUUAUGUAAACAUACUGAAAUGCUUUUAAAUUAUGUAUACCUAACUAUAUACAAAAUGUAAUAUAAUACAUAUACAGAAAAUCUAUUAACCAAAUAUCAAGUUGAACUGUAGUAGGAACAUUGACAAAAAAUAGUCCUUAAAUUAUUAUUUAACACAAAUACAAUUUGACACAAAAAAAAAACUGAAAAAAACACAAAAUAAAAAUGUAACUUUUAAUAUUAUAGUACUGUACAGUAUCUACCAAAAUACAUAUUUAACUCUAGUAAGAAAAUGUAUUUGGGUCAAAUUUGCCGCCUUUAAAAAUCUGCCUAGACGCCCCUUAAAUCAGCCCCUGGGUGCGGGGUAUUAUGACAGAAAAUCAGGAGCAAAACGCGUUUGUUCGUGAUAGAAUGAAGAAUACGAAUACCGCACUUCAUAGAUCCAGGUAUACCCAGAGAUUGAUUAAGAAUACAGUCAACAUCUGUUAUAACGACAUCUAAGGGACUACACAAUAUUAAUCGUAAUAAUCAUCGAUUCCCAAAGUUGUCCAGGACCCUCAGAAGUCUACGGAUGACUCGUCGGGGGUCUACGUUGACGUCACAUAAAAAGGGGUUCACGAUUUGUAAGCAAGGGUCCACGAAAAUGUAUCUGAUUUCAUACAGAAUGGGGAGUUUUCAGAAUUAAAUAAUUUGUGAGUUGAUUUGAGCUGUGAGUAGAUAUCAAAAAUUAAAGUUGGCUGACAUAACUUUUUCAUUAAAGUAAUUAAUUAACUAAGUAAUCAAUUCUCAUUAUUUUUUUUAACUAUUAUUUCGUGGUGGCUGUUAAUUCAGUUGCAAACAAAAAUUUUCAUAGGUGAAUCUAAUCACAUUGUUAGUUGAGUUUUGUAUAGAAAUUUAUCCGAAGGUCCACCAGAACCAGUUAAAUUAGAAAGUGGUCAUUGAGAAAAAAAAGUUUGGGGACCUCUGUUUUCAAUGUUUUUGUGGUGGCUGGCGGAGGCUUUGGCCGUGGCUAAUUACCACCCUACCGGCAAAGACGUACCGCCAAGUGAUUUAACGUUCCAGUACGAUGCCGUGUAGAAACCGAAAGGGGUGUGGAUUUUCAUCCUCCUCCUAACAAGUCAGCUCGCUUCCAUCUUAGAUUGCAUCAUCACUUACCAUUAGGUGAGAUUGUAGUCUAACUAGUAAAGAAUAAAAAAAAAAUAUGUCGUAAACGGUUUAAACAGUGUUUUUACAAUUUAGUAUAAAUUGCAUGUUUAGCAUUUACUUUAAUUGAACACCUAGUGUACGCCACUGCCUCUAUGUCGUCGUACCCCGCACCUUGUGUACUUCGCAGACGAGGGCUAAGACGUGCGGUAUAUUUACAGUUUAUAUGCAGAAACGAACCAGAAUGCUAUUUUGGCAGAUAUAACCCUAGGACUUUAAGCUGAUUGUACGAACCUUAAUCCAGAAAAUACCAAAACUUUUUUUUUGUGUAAUAAUUAUUGUUGUUAUUUAACUUUUAUAGUGUGUAUAAAAACGUGAUUCGGCACUAAAUAACUAUAUAAGUGUUUUAAAAUUUAAUGAAUGUUGAGCUUGAUAGUCUAUGGUAAUGUAAGAAUGAACAAUAAUAUCAUGACUAAUCACACUUUAGUUGUAAGUAAUUAUCAAUCGAGUCAUUGAUGUUAAUCUUUAAUAAAGAUUUUAUUUGAA